GCCAGGGAAGGCGCCCGUCCCCCACUUCGCCGCUUUCCGCCGCCAAUCGCCCGGGACAUCCCCCACACCGAGCCCGGCCGCCGCCGCCGCCGCCGCGCCAUGGCGAUCGCAAGGCAAGUGCUUUGUCUCUCUGCUUUCCUGGCGCUGCCGCUCGCUCGCGCCGAGCCCAUCCGCUACUCCGUAGCCGAGGAGGCGGAAAGCGGCUCCCUGGUCGGCAAGCUGGCGGAGGACGCGGGGCUGACGCCGCCGCAGCUGUCGGCUCGCCGCGCCCGCCUGCUCUCGGAGGACGGCCGGCAGCAUUUGCGCUUAGACCGCGGCUCCGGCCGCCUCCUCGUGGCGGGGAGGCUCGACCGGGAGGAGCUGUGCGCCCACUCGGCCACCUGCAUGCUCCCCUUCGAGCUGCUGCUCUCCGACCCCCUGCAGUUCUUUCGGGUUGAGGUAUUUCUAGAGGAUAUCAAUGAUCAUUCGCCUGUGUUUCCAAAGAAACAUGUAAUUUUUAAAAUUCCAGAAACGAGUGACCUGGGCUCUCGUUUUCCGAUGGAAGGGGCUCGGGAUCUCGAUAUUGGCAGCAAUAGCAUCCAGACAUACAUCAUAUCUCCCAAGAACGAGUACAUUAGUGUCACCUAUGGAACUCGGACUAAGGAUGACAAAUAUGUUGAACUCGUUUUGGAAAAGCCGCUAGACAGAGAGGAGCAGGCAGAGAUGAGUUUCAGUGUUAUUGCUGAAGAUGGGGGCUCUCCUCCAAGAAGUGGCACCACCGAAGUGAAAAUUGUCAUUCUAGAUGCAAACGACAAUGCUCCCAGCUUCACACAGCAGGUGUAUAUUGGAAAGGUCCUGGAGAACAUGCCAGAGGGCUCAUUGGUUCUGACUGUGCUGGCAACUGACCAGGAUGCAGGAGUUAAUGGGGACAUCUCCUAUGAACUCAGCCAGGCAGAGGAACAGAGCUACUCAACAUUUGUGAUUGAUCCCAGCAAUGGUGAAAUAAAACUCACAAAAUCCCUGGACUUCGAGGAAGCAGACACUCACGAUCUGAUUGUGAGGGCCACAGAUGGUGGGGGGCUCUCAGCAAUUUGCAAAGUGCUGGUGGAGGUGGUGGAUGUGAAUGACAAUGCCCCAGAGCUGACGGUCAGCUCCUUCAGCAGUCCCCUCCCCGAGAACACAGUGCCCGGCACCGUGGUUGCCCUGUUUACGGUCAGGGAUCGCGAUUCUGGUGCCAACGGGAAGAUCUCGUGUGCCCUGGACGAUCAGCUCUUCUUCUCCCUGCGGCCAGCCUACAAGAAUUACUAUGAGCUGGUGACAGUGAGCGCGCUGGACCGCGAGCACACGGCUCGCUACGUGCUCAGUGUCACAGCAGCAGAUGCGGGCUCGCCUCCUCUCACAAGCACGCACACCUUCACCGUGGACAUCUCGGACGUCAAUGACAACGCGCCCGUCUUCAACCAGACGUCCUACACCAUGUACGUGCGGGAGAACAACGCGCCCACGGUGUUUGUGGGAGCCGUGAGUGCUGCAGAUGCUGACGUGGGGCUCAAUGCCAAGGUGACCUAUUCGCUGGCCCCGGUGGCGGCGGCAGAGCGGCCCUCGUGCUCCUGCAUCUCGGUGAACUCUGAGAACGGACACGUGUUUGUGCUGCGGCCCCUGGACUACGAGCGCUUGCGGCAGAGCGAGGUGACGGUCAGCGCCUCUGACGCGGGCUCUCCUCCCCUGCGAGCCAACGUCACCGUGCGCCUCGUGGUGCUGGACGAGAAUGACAAUGCACCGCUCGUGCUCUACCCGGCCCAGGACAGCAGCCCAGCGUCCAGCGAGCUCGUGCCCGUGUCGGCCGAGCCGGGCUACCUCAUCACCAAGGUGGUGGCCGUCGAUGCCGACUCCGGACAGAACUCCUGGCUCUCGUACCACCUGCUCAGGGCCACCGAGCCCGGCCUGUUCAGCGUGGGUGUGCAGAGCGGCGAGGUGCGUCUCAAGAGGCCGGUGACAGAGAGGGACAGCGUGAAGCACAAGCUCCUUGUCCUGGUCCGAGACAACGGCAAGCCCCCGCUGUCAGCCACGGCAGCUCUGAGCGCGCUCCUGCUCAAGGACUUCUCCGACGUGCGCCUCCCGCACAGCAGCCCGCCCGCAGACGAGCAGGGCGACUCCCUGACCACCUAUUUAAUAAUUUCCUUGGUCUUUGUCUCGCUCCUCUUCCUCAUCUCCUCCGCGCUCUUUGUGGCUCGCAAGGUGUGCAAGAGCAAGGAGCUGAAGGCUGCCCAUGUGCUUUCUGGUGCCCACAACUUGCAGAGCGGCCUGGCCGAUGCAGCCGCUGCAGGGACCCUGCCCCGCGCCUAUUGCUACGAGAUCAGCCUCACCACGGGCUCGGGCAGCAGCGAGUUCCAAUUCCUCAAGCCCAUCCUGCCCAGCCUGCCAGCACAGCACUGCGCCACGGGCCAGGGCCCCCAGGAACAGCAACAGGAUUUCCCCUGUGUCCCUGUCAGCACAGAGGACAUGGCACCAGACAAUGCUGGGACACUCUCUGCAAGACAGGAAGGCGCCCAUUCCCGAUUUCGCCGCUUUCCGCCGCCAAUCGCCCGGGACAUCCCCCACACCGAGCCCGGCCGCCGCCGCCGCCGCUGCGCCAUGGCGAUCGCAAGGCAAGUGCUUUGUCUCUCUGCUUUCCUGGCGCUGCCGCUCGCUCGCGCCGAGCCCAUCCGCUACUCCGUAGCCGAGGAGGCGGAAAGCGGCUCCCUGGUCGGCAAGCUGGCGGAGGACGCGGGGCUGACGCCGCCGCAGCUGUCGGCUCGCCGCGCCCGCCUGCUCUCGGAGGACGGCCGGCAGCAUUUGCGCUUAGACCGCGGCUCCGGCCGCCUCCUCGUGGCGGGGAGGCUCGACCGGGAGGAGCUGUGCGCCCACUCGGCCACCUGCAUGCUCCCCUUCGAGCUGCUGCUCUCCGACCCCCUGCAGUUCUUUCGGGUUGAGGUAACUCUGAACGAUAUCAAUGACCAUUCGCCUGUUUUUCGUGAACAUCUAAUCACAUUUAGAAUCCCAGAAACGAGCGAUCCCGGUUCACGUUUUCCACUGGAGAUGGCUCAAGAUCCCGAUAUUGGUAGCAAUAACAUCCAGGCGUACAGCAUCACUCCUGCGAAUGAUUACUUUAGUCUCUUUUAUGGGACUCGGGAUGAGGAUAACAAAUUUCUUGAACUGGUGUUGGAAAAGGCGCUAGAUAGGGAGGAGCAGGAAGAGAUGAGUUUCAGUGUUAUUGCUGAAGACGGGGGCUCUCCUCCCAGAAGUGGCACCACCGAAGUGAAAAUUGUCAUUCUAGAUGUAAAUGACAAUGCUCCUGUGUUCACACAGCAGGUGUAUAUUGGAAAGGUUCAGGAGAACAUGCCAGAAGGUUCUGUGAUUCUGACUGUGUUGGCAACAGAUAAAGAUGCAGGAGUUAAUGGAGACAUCUCCUAUCAACUCAACCAGGCAGUGGGGCAGAGCGACUCAGCAUUUGUGAUUGAUCCCACAACUGGCGAAAUUAAAAUCACAAAACCCCUGGACUUCGAGGAAGCAGAGACUCACGAGCUGAUUGUGAGGGCCACAGAUGGUGGGGGGCUCUCAGCAAUCUGCAAAGUGCUGGUGCAGGUGGUGGAUGUGAAUGACAAUGCCCCAGAGCUGACGGUCAGCUCCUUCAGCAGUCCCCUCCCCGAGAACACAGUGCCCGGCACCGUGGUUGCCCUGUUUACGGUCAGGGACCGCGAUUCUGGUGCCAACGGGAAGAUCUCGUGUGCCCUGGACGAUCAGCUCUUCUUCUCCCUGCGGCCAGCCUACAAGAAUUACUAUGAGCUGGUGACAGUGAGCGCGCUGGACCGCGAGCACACGGCUCGCUACGUGCUCAGUGUCACAGCAGCAGAUGCGGGCUCGCCUCCUCUCACAAGCACGCACACCUUCACCGUGGACAUCUCGGACGUCAAUGACAACGCGCCCGUCUUCAACCAGACGUCCUACACCAUGUACGUGCGGGAGAACAACGCGCCCACGGUGUUUGUGGGAGCCGUGAGCGCUGCAGAUGCUGACGUGGGGCUCAAUGCCAAGGUGACCUAUUCGCUGGCCCCGGUGGCGGCGGCAGAGCGGCCCUCGUGCUCCUGCAUCUCGGUGAACUCUGAGAACGGACACGUGUUUGUGCUGCGGCCCCUGGACUACGAGCGCUUGCGGCAGAGCGAGGUGACGGUCAGCGCCUCUGACGCGGGCUCUCCUCCCCUGCGAGCCAACGUCACCGUGCGCCUCGUGGUGCUGGACGAGAAUGACAAUGCACCGCUCGUGCUCUACCCGGCCCAGGACAGCAGCCCAGCGUCCAGCGAGCUCGUGCCCGUGUCGGCCGAGCCGGGCUACCUCAUCACCAAAGUGGUGGCCGUCGAUGCCGACUCCGGACAGAACUCCUGGCUCUCGUACCACCUGCUCAGGGCCACCGAGCCCGGCCUGUUCAGCGUGGGUGUGCAGAGCGGCGAGGUGCGUCUCAAGAGGCCGGUGACAGAGAGGGACAGCGUGAAGCACAAGCUCCUUGUCCUGGUCCGAGACAACGGCAAGCCCCCGCUGUCAGCCACGGCAGCUCUGAGCGCGCUCCUGCUCAAGGACUUCUCCGACGUGCGCCUCCCGCACAGCAGCCCGCCCACAGACGAGCAGGGCGACUCCCUGACCACCUAUUUAAUCAUUUCCUUGGUCUUUGUCUCGCUCCUCUUCCUCAUCUCCUCCGCGCUCUUUGUGGCUCGCAAGGUGUGCAAGAGCAAGGAGCUGAAGGCUGCCCAUGUGCUUUCUGGUGCCCACAACUUGCAGAGCGGCCUGGCCGAUGCAGCCGCUGCAGGGACCCUGCCCCGCGCCUAUUGCUACGAGAUCAGCCUCACCACGGGCUCGGGCAACAGCGAGUUCCAAUUCCUCAAGCCCAUCCUGCCCAGCCUGCCAGCACAGCACUGCGCCACGGGCCAGGGCCCCCAGGAACAGCAACAGGAUUUCCCCUGUGUCCCUGUCAGCACAGAGGACAUGGCACCAGACAAUGCUGGGACACUCUCUGCUAGACAGUUUAAUUCUCUUGCUUUUAACUAGGUCAGGAUGUGCCUAUCCAGAGGCUUCAUGACUCAUAGGAGGAGGGGAUCUGAGCUGCUGCGUGUGGAAAUGAUUCCUCCAGACCAAACCUGUGUGUCCAAUUUGCAUAGCAAAUUUCCUACAAAUUUCAAGUCAUUCUGAACUUUAUCUCUAAAAGCACUCAUAAGGAAGAAAAAAAUCCUCAGAUUCUCUUCCUCACAAAAUUGUCCAUUUCACUAUUGUCACUGCCAUUUCUGAUAGGAUUUAUUCAUGGACUCCCAGUUUUCCUCUUACAAGUCUUACUGUCAGGCCUGUCCUUUGACUUCUUACUCAUUGUUUUAGCUUAAUGUAACAGUCCUUUAGACAAAUAUCACAGUUGCUGACAUGACACAGAGCUCUUUUCCCAGCUCAGAUAAGCAAGGUAGUUCUGAAUACUGUGUCAUGCUAUUCUGUUAGCACACAUCUUUUUAUUUUGGAGUUUUGAAUUUCUCUGUUAGAGAUGUGUGGGCUCUGCGUUCUAUUCUUUUUCUAAGCAUGUCUGUUUGCAUGACCAUUGUGCAUCUGCAUAUGCUUCAGCUGUGCUGUGCUGUGCUGUGAAAUGGGGAGUUGACUCCAUGCAACCGCUACAGUGCAGUCACUCCAGCUCAGCAGGCAAGGAUCUUUUGUUUUGAUCCUUUCAGGGUAGACAAGAGCAGCAAAGAAUUAAACAAAAUAACCCCUUUGACCUGGAAAUGUGUGUUCGGUGUUCUGUGUCCUUGGGUUUGCCUUGCAAAUGCAGCAGGGUAAGGAUAAGCUGUGUUUGGACUGGCUAUAACAAUACAAACUCAUGAAAACUUAUUCAUUGUCUUUGGGUGCAUGAAAACACCCUAGGUCCCUCAAAGACAAUUUUCUGAGCAUAAAAUCAAAACCUUAGAAAAUGGAAUUUGAGUUUUAAUUCUGAGUCCUGUUUCAAAUUCAGGGUUUUCUUCUCAGCAGUAGAAAGUUGUUCCCACGUGACAAUCUCGUAUUGUGAUAGAGCAUUUGAUUUCCCAUUUUCCUAGUCCUACUAGACCUGCUAGUUACCUAGUACUACUCUCUGAACAAUGUUUUGUCUGUUCAUUAAGAGAAGGACUUCCACGCGAUCUAUAGUAGCUGGUUCUUUGAAUGAUGUAUGUGAUGCAUGGAAUAUCCAAAAAGACUCCCGCAUUCCUUGUUGUGCUGAAGUUAUACAGUUUCAGGUUGUAAAAUGCUAUACCUCCGAAUUUAAAAAUUUAAAAGAUAUGUAGAAAAGAAAUAAAGAGAACACCAUGAGUCCUUUCAUGGAGAAAGAAGUCUUUGCAGGGACGUUCAUUACUAGAAAGCUUUUCAAUAUUUUAAAAAUUCUGAGAGU
Oenanthe melanoleuca is the source of this 6406-nucleotide messenger RNA. RefSeq lists its product as uncharacterized. The record is from RefSeq and is a predicted model, not a curated record. Gene Ontology annotation, biological process: homophilic cell-cell adhesion. NCBI's taxonomy places the organism in Eukaryota, Metazoa, Chordata, Aves, Passeriformes, Muscicapidae. The transcript is spliced from 2 exons. Gene Ontology annotation, cellular component: plasma membrane. Bases 100 to 5058 code for a protein of 1652 amino acids. Gene Ontology annotation, molecular function: calcium ion binding.